This is a messenger RNA of Entelurus aequoreus (snake pipefish), 2937 nucleotides long. Its product is annotated as retinol dehydrogenase 11-like. Bases 150 to 1139 code for a protein of 329 amino acids. NCBI's taxonomy places the organism in Eukaryota, Metazoa, Chordata, Actinopteri, Syngnathiformes, Syngnathidae. The record is from RefSeq and is a predicted model, not a curated record. The transcript has 7 exons.
UUUCCGUUACGUAUUAUUGUUUAUAGAAGUGUCUUGUCACUGGCAACUUGUGUCCUCCAGCCAGUGGAUGACCGUUCUGCUCCCUUAACUUUCAUUGUGUUGUGUGUUUGUUUGAUCGGUGAACGAUUAUUCCAAAAAUAAAAACAGAAAUGGAGCAGUACGCCCAAACCGUAAAGGACUUCGUGGAGGCACACGCCGUCUGUUUCACCGUUGCGUUUGUUGCAGGAGGGAGCCUGCUGGCCUUGCGCAGGUGGCUGGCGGGGGGAGUGUGUCGGAGCAAGGCCCGGCUGGAUGGAAAAACUGUCCUCAUCACAGGAGCCAACACCGGCAUUGGGAAGGAGACGGCCUUGGAUUUGGCAAAACGAGGGGCCAGAGUGAUCUUGGCCUGCAGAGACAUGACCAAAGCCUACCUGGCAGCUGAUUACAUCCGUCACACAAGCGGAAAUAGCAACGUGGUGGUGAAGAAGCUGGACCUCGCCUCCCUAAGGUCGGUCCGAGACUUGGCCAAAGACAUCCAGCUGACCGAGGAACGUUUGGAUGUCCUCAUCAACAAUGCAGGUAUUAUGAUGUGUCCCAAGUGGAAGACCGACGAUGGCUAUGAGAUGCAAUUCGGUAUUAACCACCUGGGACAUUUCCUCCUCACCAACCUUCUUGCUGAAAUGCUGAAAAAGUCUGCUCCGAGUCGAGUCGUCAUUGUCUCCAGCAGUGCGCAUGAAAAAGGUCACAUCCAUUUCGAAGACAUUAACCUGGACCAAGACUACCAAUGUGACGUGAGCUACCGCCAAAGCAAGCUGGCCAAUGUGCUCUUCUGCAGAGAGCUGGCUUCCAGACUGCAAGGCACAGGGGUGAUGACUUACAGCCUCCACCCUGGCGUCGUCCGCACAGAGUUAGGCCGCUACAUGUUCCCUCCUAUGCCCCUGUGGAAGAAGAUUCUGGCCAUGCCCUUUCUGGUGAUGAUCAAAAGUCCCUGGGAAGGAGCUCAGACCAGCAUCUACUGUGCUGUGGACGAGAGUCUGGCCAAUGCCACCGGACUUUACAACAGCGACUGUGCUGUAAAGACUCCUGCUCCAGCUGCAUUGGAUGAUACCGUAGCCAAACGACUGUGGGUGCUCAGCGCCUCCAUGGUUAGCCUGGUCUGAAAUCAGCAGCCUGCAUUCAUACUGCAGCAACUACCAGGCACUAACUUGGAAGAUAUGGUGCUAAAUUAUGUGGCCUUUUUUUUUUUUUUUCACCUUAAUUUUUUUAUUUAUUUCACCCUAAACUGACCAAUUUGCACUCUGUGAUGGCACUCUUUAUAAAAGUAUUAGGGCCACACGGAAAAGAAAAAAAUGCACCGUACAAAAAUAAAGUUGGUGUAAAAAUAGCUGUAAUACUGCGUGAAAAGAUAGAGGAAAAAUACACCUUAAACAUUACAUUUAUAUUACAAUAAGUAGUGUAUAUUGGGCUGUUUUCGAGUUAAGAUUUUUAUAGUCAAAUCUUAUUCGUCAGAUUUUGCCCCAUUGUCGACGAUCAGAGUUUUUAAUUUAAGAGAAAUAAACAGAUGGUGAUGUGUUGUAGCAUAUAUUGACUGGUCACAAAGGGUCAGUAACGUCACAUGGAUGUCCUUUAACACUUAAAUACUUAAAUAUUCCAAAGUUAAUUAAAAUGUACUUAUUUAAGGAAUACAAUCUCACAUUAAAGUGAACAAAACAAGAAUCUAAUUCGCGACUUUUUUCACCUAAAAAAAAGGCUAGACCACAGUUUGUGAGGCCUGCUCUGGGGCACAGCGCCAAAAGGACAUCAAACUUGACUAAAUAGAGUAAGUGGAAGGCAUAACAAAGUUUCCGUAUGUGGACCUGUGGAAGGAUCAUUACCUUUUUCAAGGGGAGAGCUACACGUUCGGAGUUAGGCAGUGCAUCUCGGCGCCCGCGCCGUGUCCAGUCUCCGGUGUGUUUAACGGGUAUAUGGUGAGAUUCGGCCAGCCAGAGGCAUGAAGCGGCACAGCGAGACCCGUAUGUAACAGCGUAGUGUCCCAAUCAGCCUAAAAUCCUAUCCACCAUACAAAAACACUAUUAGUAUAAUAUUCUUGUGUGCAGACAAAAACAUUUUACUGCAUAAGAUGUGGGAGUCCAAAACAUGCCAGCUGACUAUAGACAUGACGUCACACCAGAAAGCAGCGAAGUGACAGCUGAAACUAAGUUGUCUCUUACUCCCUAAAAAACUAUUUGUUUGCACACAAAAAAUUGUUUUAAUAUUGAAAGGGGAACUUUUUGGGGGGUAAUUUUGCCUAUAGUGGUCACCUGCUAUAUGCGGAGAUCCCAGCAGGUAUUAACUUACCUCCCUCCCAUAGCGAGACUCGUCCAAAUGAAAUUGACUUUGACUAUUUGAAGACAGCCUGAGUGUAUAUGGUAAUAUUACAAAAAUAAAUCACAUAAAAAGUCUUGAUUUUACUGCACGCCAAAUAUUUUUACAAUAUCAUAUAAAAGGUCAUUUAUAUUUUACAGGGAGAAAAAAAACUUUAAUAAAGUUGUAAUUAUUUUACGACUAUAUCCCAUUAAAUUAUAUUAUUCUCGUAAUAGAAUGAUUUUUUGUCAUAGUUCUCUGUGUGGCUCUAAAACUUCUUCAUAGUGUAGUAAAUGAGCUUUGAAGCAAACUGCACUGCUCGCCUGAUAUGGUUUGCCUAGUCUACAUAUCUUAAUGUAUUUAUUGCUGUGAUAGUUUUUUUAUUAGAAGGGAGUUUUCUCAGCUGCUGCACUCUUGUGUUACAAAAUGCAUGCCAUACUCUGCCUGUUAAUAUAAAAAGGUCAACAUGAAGCAUCAACAGAAAUAUUAGAAAAUGAAGGCCAGACCACAUGUAUUUAUUUGGAAGAUAGUUACCAUAAGAAUGGUUGUAUUGUAUAACUGUGGUUUGUGUGUUGUAUCUGACAGCUUUAAUAAAGAAAACUUCUUAUAAUACAA